Molecule: messenger RNA, 1086 nt
Organism: Momordica charantia (bitter melon)
Lineage: Eukaryota; Viridiplantae; Streptophyta; Magnoliopsida; Cucurbitales; Cucurbitaceae
Source: RefSeq, a predicted model, not a curated record
AUGCUUUCUCAUCGCCUGCUACUCAGAAUGGAAAUUUUUCCAUGAAUAGUGCUUCUCCUUCACAGAUGCAAGCAUUGAUGGUCGCUCAAGACUUCAACAGAGACUCUAAUUGGUACCCAGACUCUGGGGCGACUAAUCAUGUUACAAAUGAAUUUGGAAACUUCUCACUUGGAUCUGAGUAUCAUGGUGAUGGUAAAAUUCAAGUUGGAAAUGGGACAGGAUAUCAAAACUGGCCAGCUGCUUCUUCAAGGGAAAGUUCAUGAAGGGUUAUACCAAUUCGAGUUGCAAAAGGCUUCAUCUCCACCUUUAUCCAAUGUCAGUUUGAGUCAUCCCUCUCCCUGUAAUGAUUCUUCCACUGUUCUUACUACAACCUUAAAUUUUUCUGAUUCUCCUAUGUUGCAUUCUCCUAUUGUUUGUAAUUCUUCUGCUUUAGAUAUCUGGCAUAGACGAUUAGGUCAUCCGGCUUUCUCUACUGUUCAACAUGUAUUGCGUCUAUGUAAUAUUUCUGUUUCUUCAAAUAAAAUACAUUCUUUGUGUCAUGCGUGUGCUAUAGCUAAAUCUCAUAAUCUCCCUUUUCAAUCCUCUCAAACCCAAUAUCAUGCUCCACUCCAAUUGGUUGUUGCAGAUUUAUGGGGUCCGGCCUUUGUGUCUUCACGCAAUGGUUUUCGCUAUUUCAUUAGCUUUGUUGAUGCUUAUUCUCGUUAUACAUGAAUUUAUUUUCUGCAUAAUAAAUCUGAAGUCUUUCAAGCCUUCUUAUUGUUUAAAAAUCUUUCUGAAAAAUCCCUGAACUGUUCCAUUCUCCGUCUUCAAACGGAUGGUGGUGGUGAAUUUCGUUCCUUUGCUCCUUUUCUUCAAAACAAUGGUAUUGAACAUCGCAUGUCCUGUCCAUAUACUUCACAACAAAAUGGCCUUGUCGAAAGAAAACAUCGUCAAGUUGUUGAUAUGGGUCUUACGCUCUUAUCUCAAGCUUCCAUUCCGUUGUCCUUCUGGGAUGAUGCUUUUUCCACCGCUGCUUAUCUCAUUAACAAACUUCCCACUACGGCUCUUCAUGGACUUUCCCCUACUGAAAAGUUGUUUGGCCAUCCC